Messenger RNA from Scomber scombrus (Atlantic mackerel), 724 nucleotides. RefSeq names its product cystatin C (amyloid angiopathy and cerebral hemorrhage) (gene cst3). The record is from RefSeq and is a predicted model, not a curated record. Bases 79 to 468 code for a protein of 129 amino acids. NCBI's taxonomy places the organism in Eukaryota, Metazoa, Chordata, Actinopteri, Scombriformes, Scombridae. Gene Ontology annotation, molecular function: cysteine-type endopeptidase inhibitor activity. The transcript is spliced from 3 exons.
GACGUCGGUGGUUAUAUAAAAAGGCAGAGACCCCUGCGAGUUGUUGUAUUGUUUUUUAGUCCGAAAAUCAGAGCAAACAUGAUGUGGAAGCUCGUUUUUCCUGCUCUUGCGGCGGUUUUCACCCUCGGCUUAGCUGGUAUGGUCGGGGGACCGAGAGACAUCGAUGUAAAUGAUCCCGGCUUGAAAAAUGCUCUGAACUUCGCCGUCGUCCAACACAACAGAGGCACCAACGAUUUGUUUGUUAGCCAAGUGGCAGAGGUGCUCAAGGCUCAGAGUCAGGUGGUUGCUGGCAUGAAGUAUAUCGUAACUGUGAAAAUGGGAAAGACCGACUGCAGAAAGGGCAGUGGGGUUGAAGUAUGCACCAUCCACCCAGAGACUGACAAGGCUCGGUUUUACCAGUGCACCUUCACAGUGUGGAGCCGCCCAUGGUUGAGUGACAUCAGAGUGCUGGAAGAGAAAUGUCAGUGAUUGCUUUGUUUGGAGAUUAACUACAAAAGAAUUAAUGUUGCCACAUCCUGCUAUGCUGAAUUAAAUGGUUCAAAUUAUGCCGUGCAUUUCCUCAAUGUAGAGAAAACUGUACGUUAACUUUUCAUAGUAAGUAUUAGCACAAACUACUUUUUUAAUAAUCAUUGAACCUUGCAACUAACAAAUAACUCUGUACUGCAUGUGAUCUUACCAAGAACUACAUGCUGCUGUAAAGUGAAAUUAAAUUACUUAAGCAGUG